AUGGGAAGUGGGUCUCUUUUGAUGGUAGUAGCGUUUUUUUAUAAUCUUGGCAUUGCCCCGGUCGUUUUUUGUUUAGUUUCCGAAAUACCAUCUUCAAGGCUAAGAACAAAAACGAUUAUUCUGGCACGUAAUACUUAUAAUGUGGUCAGUAUCGCAUGCAGCGUUCUAAUACUAUAUCAAUUGAACUCUAAAAAGUGGAACUGGGGCGCCAAGUCCGGAUUUUUCUGGGGCACGUUAUGCUUUUGUACUUUAAUAUGGGCUGUAAUUGAUUUACCGGAAACUGCGGGGAAGACCUUCGUUGAGAUAAAUGAGCUGUUCAAGCUUGGAGUUCCAGCAAGAAAAUUUAAAUCAGCAAAAGUCGACCCAUUUUCAGUCAAAUCCACCUCAGAAGAUGUCAUUCAUGGAAAUCUCAAAGAACAUAUGGAAACUUCCAUUGUAGACGAAGGACAAAGUACCCCAUCACUUAUCAAUAAAUGA
Saccharomyces mikatae IFO 1815 is the source of this 477-nucleotide messenger RNA. RefSeq lists its product as uncharacterized. Lineage: Eukaryota; Fungi; Ascomycota; Saccharomycetes; Saccharomycetales; Saccharomycetaceae. Bases 1 to 477 code for a protein of 158 amino acids. The transcript has a single exon. Gene Ontology annotation, cellular component: membrane. The record is from RefSeq and is a predicted model, not a curated record. Gene Ontology annotation, biological process: carbohydrate transport; transmembrane transport. Gene Ontology annotation, molecular function: carbohydrate:proton symporter activity.